UGACUGGCACUGAAAGGCAGCUCAGAUGGGCACUGAUAUGUGGCAUUGAUGUGGCACUGAUAGGUGACACUGAAAAGCAUCUCAGAUGGGCACUGAUAUGUGGCAUUGAUGUGCACUGAUGGGCACUGGCAGGUGGCACUGCUAGGGCUACACUGAUCAUCAGGGCACACUGAUCAUCAGUGCCCUGAUGAUCAGUGUACAUGUCUCCUCUCGAGCUGUCAGCGUGACAGCUCGAGUGGAGAGAAAUGCAGAUAACCGGCAUUUCCCUAUUUACAUGCGAUCAGCUGUGAUUGGACACAGCAGAUCAUAUGACCAAGCCGACAUCUUGGGC
Staurois parvus is the source of this 331-nucleotide messenger RNA. The record is from the annotation of a GenBank genome assembly. Lineage: Eukaryota; Metazoa; Chordata; Amphibia; Anura; Ranidae.